AUGGAGGGACAACACCGUGGCUGCCUCCUCCUCCUCCUCCUCCUCCUCCUCCUCUGCCUGCUCCCGCCACUGGAUGCCCUAGGCCCGCCGCCACCUCCGGAGGAGCCCCGGGAGCCACCGCCGCCGCUGUCCGGCACCGCUGACCCCGCCGCCCACCUGCUGCGCGGCCGCCCCUCGGCCCCGGUGCGGCCCUACAGCCUCUCGCUCUCCCCUGAGGACUACCGCUACUCCCCUAAGCCCCGGCACCUGAGGCCCGGGCGGCUGCGCCGGCUGCUGGGCUCAGCCUUCGACCCCUUCUGGAUGGCGACCGAGGAGCCCCGGGGCCGCAACGGCAGCGUCCUCGAGGAGAACCUGGAGUCCCUGAGCCGGGACCUGGCGGAGGGUGCCGGGCGCUACCGCCGCAAGCUGUGGCGGGAGGCGGAGGGGCUGGAGCUGCCUGCCCUGCUGCCCCCCGGCCCGGGGCCCCCCGAGCUGCCGGGGGCCUUGGCCCGCCGCCUGCGGCAGUGGCUGGUGGAGCGGGCCGCCUGCCGCCUCACCUCUGCCUGGGUCGACCUGGGACCCGUCUUCUGGCCCCGCUGGGUGCGCCACACCGCCUGCGAGACCGGGCCUCCCGGCUGCUCCUGGCCACCCGGCAUGACCUGCCGCCCCGCGCAGCUCACCCACAUCAAGCUGCUAGCCUGGCACUGCUGGGCACCUCGGCCCCCCGGCCCCCCGCGCUGCGCCUGGCGGCAGAUCCCUUACCCCGUCGUGGCCGCCUGCAAGUGCUCCUGCCGCUGA
Messenger RNA from Gymnogyps californianus (California condor), 777 nucleotides. Its product is annotated as noggin-like. The record is from RefSeq and is a predicted model, not a curated record. NCBI's taxonomy places the organism in Eukaryota, Metazoa, Chordata, Aves, Accipitriformes, Cathartidae. Gene Ontology annotation, biological process: negative regulation of cell differentiation; osteoblast differentiation; dorsal/ventral pattern formation.